CGACGAACAGCCUCAGGCUAGCCUUCAAGACCACCUGCAGUCAGGCAAGCGGCAUCUCCAACCACAGCUCACAAGAUCACCACAACCACGGUCGGCUCCAAUUGUCGCACCUCCCUAUCAAACACCAACGCGCGCAACAAAGCCAUCCCGCCGACACGACGAGAUCGACCGCCUCUGGAAAUAAUAGACCGCCUUUCCCGAUAACGACAACAUUCUGGAAUAAGAAAGUCUCCAACACUCACCCGCCGCGCGCAUUGCUGCAACACUGCGAAGAACGCUACAACUCGACGUUUCUCUCACGCGGCAAGCGUCAAGUCAUUGACUCGCUUCUUGGAUCGCGGUUGUCGCAAGCUUGCAUUGGAAGGCACGACUGGCCGUUGGCAGAUAACUCGGCAACAUGGUUGGAAAAAAGUCGGGCAGAGCCCAGUUGAGAGAGGAGGGUCUGGAGCGGACAGACAACAAUAUGGACCUCACGACGUGGCCCCAGGUCGGCAUGAUCAACCAGAAGAACUACUACACCGAGUUCCUGAAGCGCGACGAACAAUUCCUCGCCGUACGAUAUCCAAAGGACGAGGAGAGGGCGCGCAUAGUGCAGGAGGCCAGGGACAAGGAUCGCGCACGAGCAUUGGGGGUACCGGCAACAGAAGGAGCCACGCCACAGGUUGCAGAUGAGACCAUGGAAGACGCUGAGGUCUCAUUCGCCUCUAGGACAGAUAUCUCCAAGCUCAUCGUGAUUCACCCUGGCAGCCAGAACUUGAGGAUAGGUCUUGGAUCUGAUGCGCUACCGAAGACCGUGCCUAUGGUCAUCGCACGAAAAUGGAAAGAGAGCGAAGACGAAGAAGAUGAGGGGGAGCCUAGUCCCAAGCGGAUGAAGGUCGAAGGCGAAUUGCCCGCGGACGCCCUGCCUGAGAAGUGGUUUGGAGAGGAUUUUGCCGACCAGUACAUGGCCAUGUCAUCCGAACUGAGAACGCGAAUGCGAUCGAACAAGCGACGAGUGCUACCCAACUCGAAAGAUCUCGUAACGAACUUCAACCGAAAAUCCCCUCCCGACAUCAUCUCAGAACACAAUGACAUCAAUCGCAUCGAGUGGACAGAACUACCGGCAGACCCAAAGAAGGCCCCCGACUUCUUUACCGGGCAUGACGCCCUGCGGAUACCGGAAAGAUCCAACCCACGAUACAAGCUGUUCUGGCCGAUCCGGAAUGGCACGUUCAACGAGAAAGAUUAUCGAGACCGCAACCAGAUCUACCACGACAUCUCAAAGAUAUUAGAAGAGGCGUUCCGGAAUCAACUUGGGAUCACCAGGUUAAAGGAUCUUGUUAACUACAAGUGCGUCUUCAUCAUACCCGAUCUCUACGAGCGACAGUACGUUACUAUGAUACUCGACAUUCUCAUGCGGGAUCUUGGCCUUGGAAAGGUUUGCCUGCAGCAGGAGUCGCUUUCGGCUACCUUUGGUGCUGGCUACGGUGUUGCCUGUGUUGUUGAUAUUGGUGCUCAGAAGACGUCUAUUUGCUGCGUCGACGAAGGGCUGUGUGCCGAAGAGUCACGCGUUAACUUGAAGAUGGGUGGAGCUGACGUGACGGAGACUUUCAUCAAGAUGAUGCUGUAUGGUCAUUUCCCAUAUUCGGACAUGAACCUGAAGCGUAGAUACGACUUCCUCCUUGCGGAAGAGCUGAAACAGAAGUUCUGCUCCAUGGAUGAAGGCUCAGUCACGGUACAAACGUGGGACUUUCAUCUUCGAGCUUCGGGUCAGGAUACCCGGAAGUACACGUUCAAGACGUACGAUGAGACUAUGCUAUCUGUCAUGGGUUUCUUCAAGCCUUCGAUCUUCGAGAAUGCACGGAAACUCGAGAACAGAAGGAAGGUUGUGCCGCGCUCGGUCGAUCUGUAUGAUGGCUCACCAAACGAUCCCAUUUCACAAGCACAGAUUGCCAUCAUCGAAGCCGCGGCGGGUAAACCUGUCGUAGCCACCAUAAAUGGCGCACAAGAUCCUGUCAACAGCACUGCACCGGUCUCUACGCCCCAACGCCCGCAACCAAACCCUUUCAACCUUCUUGGUCGCCUCAACGACAACGAGGGUACACCUCGAUCAUCCGUAGCGGGCUCACCUGGCCCGGAAGGAAGUAACACCCCAAACCCGGAUCGCGACACUCCGAUGGGCGACACUGAUGGCGCACCCCUCCUCUUCCGCGAUCCGAUCCACGAGAAGACCAAACUAGCCGAGGCCCGCGAUGCCAUCCUCCCCAUCCACUCUCUCGACCAAGCCAUCCUCGAGUCCCUUGCGCAAGGUGCUCGUGGCGACGACCGUAAGCUCCGCGACUUCUUCGGUGGUAUCAUGCUCGUAGGUGGCGCCUCCAAGACACCCGGCCUAAGGGAGUUCCUGGAGAUGCGACUUAGAGAACUCCGACCAGGAUAUGGAAAAGAGAUUCUCGUUGGACCGCCACCUAGAGACUUUGACCCACAGGUUGUGGCUUGGAAGGGCGGUAGUGUGUUUGGAAGAUUGAGUGGACAUGGUAACGACGGAUGGAUUAGCCGGUAUGAGUAUGACAUGUUGGGUGCGAGGUUGUUGAACAACAAGUGCAUGUUUGCUUGGUAGGACGGAACAAGCAGACCAUGAGACGUUGGAUUGAGGAGGCAGAGAUUGACUGAUUGACAUGCAGAAAAGAUGUUUUACUGGUUAGUAUCGACAGUGCGGUGUUGUGAGAUAUUGAGAAUAGCCAUCCGGUCAGAGAUCGAAUUCCAUGGCGAUGGGAGAGAAUCUGAUAACUCAUUCAAAUACCAGCCUUUUCUAAAGCGCCCU
Molecule: messenger RNA, 2800 nt
Organism: Alternaria alternata
Lineage: Eukaryota; Fungi; Ascomycota; Dothideomycetes; Pleosporales; Pleosporaceae
Product: actin-like ATPase domain-containing protein
Exons: 4
Coding region: 398-2596 (732 amino acids)
Biological process (GO): double-strand break repair; regulation of DNA-templated transcription
Cellular component (GO): Ino80 complex
Source: RefSeq, a predicted model, not a curated record